ACAAGUUAAUUUAGCGUAAUGGUGGUGAUUGUAGAGAAUAUUGAUGAACUGCAUUAUUUUUAUUUGUAGUGUUUAAUUAAAUAGUGUAAAUCAAAUUAUAUACUUUUGUGGCCGUGGCCAUAACAUGCUUUCUUAUGUCGGGUUUACCUAAGACUCCUGUUUUGGUUGAGGAGGGUGGUAAUCAGUGUAGAAAACGUUCACAAGUCAAUAACGAACAGUCCAGCAAGAGAGCAAAAUUAGACGAAAUGAAUGUCAAUGAGAAGAAAUCAAACUUCUCCUUGCUAACUCCAAACUCCAAUGGCGCUAUUAAGAUGUCGGCGACCACGAUUAAACCCGGAGUAGCAACAAAGAAACUGGUUAUAAAAAAUUUUAAAAGCAAACCGAAUCUUCCAGAAAAUUACCAAGAGACAACAUGGAGGAAGUUGCGGGAAGCCGUGAUCGCCAUUCAGACGUCGACGGCUAUUGCAUAUUCCUUGGAAGAGCUGUAUCAAGCUGUAGAAAAUAUGUGCAGUCAUAAGAUGGCAUCGCAAUUGUAUGUCAGCUUAACAAACCUAGUUGAAUCCCACGUAAAGGCCAACAUAGAACAGUUCCUUUCCGAGAGUAUGGAUCGCCAGGUGUUCCUUAAGAGAAUGGAUGAUUGCUGGAGAGCUCAUUGCCGACAGAUGAUCAUGAUCCGCAGCAUUUUCUUAUAUUUAGACAGAACUUAUGUAUUACAAAAUCCUAGUAUACAUUCUAUAUGGGACAUGGGUCUAGACUUGUUCCGGCACCAUAUAGCGAUGAACACAUUAGUGCAGACUCGUACCGUAGAUGGCUUGCUGCUACUGAUUGAGCGGGAGCGAGGUGGUGAUUCUGUUGACAUCUCUCUGCUCAAGAGUCUUCUGCGUAUGCUCUCCGAUCUGCAAAUAUACCAGGAUGCCUUCGAACACAAGUUCCUGCAGGCUACGGAACGUCUGUACGCGGCGGAGGGCCAGCGGCUGAUGCGCGAACUCUCCGUGGCGCAGUACCUCGCUCACGUCGAGAAGAGGCUGAAAGAAGAGAACGAGAGGCUGCUGCACUAUUUAGACCCAUCUACUAAAUGGCAACUGAUCCAUACAAUAGAGCGGCAGUUGCUCAGCGAGCACCUCACGGGGAUACUUACCAAAGGCCUGGAGGCUCUCAUGGAUGGCCCUCGGCUCUCUGAUCUCACCAUAUUGUACAAUCUCUUUAGCAAAGUUAAAGAUGGACUUAACGAACUGUGCAAUCAUUUCAAUGCUUAUAUCAAGAAAAAAGGUCGUACGAUAGUGAUAGAGCCGGAGCGCGAUAAGACGAUGGUGUCGGAGCUGCUGGAGUUCAAGGAGCGGCUGGACCACGUGGUGGGCGCCUGCUUCCAGCGCAACUCCAAGUUCGUCUACUCCAUGAGGGAGGCCUUCGAGUACUUCAUCAAUCAGCGACAGAAUAAACCCGCUGAACUUAUUGCCAAAUUUGUCGACCUAAAGCUCCGGGCUGGUAAUAAAGAAGCCACAGAGGAGGAAUUGGAACGACUCCUUGAUAAGAUAAUGGUAUUAUUCCGAUUCAUCCAUGGCAAGGAUGUGUUUGAAGCAUUCUACAAGAAGGACUUGGCCAAAAGACUGCUGGUUGGCAAAUCAGCUUCGGUGGACGCUGAGAAGUCAAUGCUCAGCAAACUGAAGCAGGAGUGCGGAGGAGGCUUCACUUGCAAACUCGAAGGAAUGUUUAAAGAUAUGGAGUUGUCUAAGGAUAUUAAUAUUACGUAUAAACAGCACCUGGCGGCGAGCCAGGAGGGCGCGGGGCUGGAGCUGUCGGUGUACAUCCUGACGAUGGGGUUCUGGCCGACGUACCCGGCGGGCGAGGUGCGGCUGCCGGGCGAGCUGACGCGCCACCAGGACCACUUCGCCAAGUUCUACCUCGCCAAGCACUCCGGCCGCAAGCUGCAGUGGCAGGCCACGCUCGGCCACUGCGUGCUGCGGGCGCACUUCGCACAGGGUAAUAAAGAAUUACAGGUAUCCCUAUUCCAAGCUCUCGUUCUGCUGCUCUUCAACGACGGCGACAAUCUCUCAUUUGAAGAUAUUAAAACAACUACUAACAUUGAGGAGGGCGAGCUGCGGCGCACGCUGCAGUCGCUGGCGUGCGGCAAGGCGCGCGUGCUGAGCAAGGCGCCGCGCGGCCGCGACGUGCGCGACAAGGACCACUUCGCCUUCAACAACGACUUCACCAACAAGCUCUUCCGCAUCAAGAUCAACCAGAUACAGAUGAAGGAAACUAGCGAGGAGCAGAAGGCGACAGAGGAGCGCGUGUUCCAGGACCGGCAGUACCAGAUAGACGCGGCCAUCGUGCGCGUCAUGAAGAUGCGCAAGGCGCUAUCGCACAACCUCCUUAUCUCAGAGCUCUACAACCAGCUCAAGUUCCCCGUCAAGCCUGCUGACCUCAAAAAGCGCAUAGAGUCGCUCAUUGAUAGAGACUACAUGGAACGUGACAAGGAUAACCCCAACCAGUAUAACUACGUGGCGUAAAGCACCCCGCACCCCCCGCGGCACCCCCCGGACACCCCCCACGGGAGACAUCGCACUGGAGUAAAUGUGACGCAAACUAUGUAUCAGUGAAUAUUAAAAAAAAUGAUUUAAAAAAAAAUUGUCAUUGUAGAUAGCUUCACGUACAGCGGACCCGCUUUAUAAAUAUGGAUAAACACGCUAGGAAAUAACGUGUGAUAUUAGCCAAUUGAUGACCCUCUGUGAAACUUCUAUAUUGAGUCAUAAAGCAAUAAAUGUUUUGAUUAAAGUUAGAUUGUUUUCACUUGUGUUAGUUAAAUGUUUCAAAACUAAUUUAUAUACUUUGACAAUGUUUUAUGCAUUUUAUUAUCAAUUUGAUGAUGACGCAGUUAUUUUUAAUUCAUAAAAUUGAUACCUCAAAUUCAUUUUGACAAUCAUAAUAGAAACGAUAUAAAUAUUUGUUACGGUAUUUACUACUAAAUCGAAUAAAAACUAUUAAAAACCUCGUCUAAUAAAACGGGUUUUGCAAAGAUUUUGUUUGCAUACAGUCAUAGGUUUGAAUUACGAUUAAAUUUGAUGAGCUGUAGAUCAGUGAAUCAGCUCACGGAUCAAUUCAAUUUGUACCUCUAUGGUUUGCGUGAGUUAGUCGCCAGGCGAGCGGCUCAGCUGCCAGUUAAAAUACGCAUUGAGCCGUGAGCUGGUGAGUGAAUGAGAAGUGAGUUUAAGAUCAGAGCUGUUUUAGACAUGCCUAAAAGUAGUUAGGGAAAUUUCCUAGCUCUUCUUAAGCAUAUAUUAGAUUUUUUUAUUAUCUGAAGAUGUGAUUUUUAUGUAUUGUUUUCCUUCAUAUGACAUCACUACGUAGAUAAGGGCCCGGCCACGCCCCACGUCAGCCAAUACAAUUUAUUGCAUAUCGGAGUAAAUCCAUAAGAUGCCAAACUUAUUUAUUAGUAAAGAUAAGGUUUCACUGAUGUUUUGUUACAAUGUGCUGUUUAUGAAGGUAAGAUAUUCAGUUCCAGAGGGAUCACCAAUUAAAACUAUUUAUAAUUUUAAA
Messenger RNA from Papilio polytes (common Mormon), 3534 nucleotides. It is a transcript of the gene Cul4, whose product is annotated as cullin-4A. Gene Ontology annotation, molecular function: ubiquitin protein ligase binding. Bases 135 to 2507 code for a protein of 790 amino acids. The transcript is spliced from 13 exons. Lineage: Eukaryota; Metazoa; Arthropoda; Insecta; Lepidoptera; Papilionidae. Gene Ontology annotation, cellular component: Cul4-RING E3 ubiquitin ligase complex. Gene Ontology annotation, biological process: DNA damage response; protein ubiquitination; ubiquitin-dependent protein catabolic process. The record is from RefSeq and is a predicted model, not a curated record.